This is a messenger RNA of Closterium sp. NIES-65, 5850 nucleotides long. NCBI's taxonomy places the organism in Eukaryota, Viridiplantae, Streptophyta, Zygnematophyceae, Desmidiales, Closteriaceae. The record is from the annotation of a GenBank genome assembly.
AUGCUUACGCGAUUCCUUAUCCGUUUCCUGCAGAACCUAACUCAGGCAGUUGGCCAGAGGGAGGUUGAACGUGGUGAAAUUGCUGGAGACGAAGAGGAGGAGGACAACUUGGACCAACAUGGGCCUGUCGCAGAGGACACAGGUCCCUCUCCAGAGAUUGAUGCGGAAAUAGUCGCUGUGGGUGCGCUGAUUGCUGACGUCGUUCGAAUUGGUCUGGCCAACGAGCGUCAGAGCGUCGCGGAUGGGGAGCGUCAGCUGAUGGAUACUGAGGAACCACCCGUUCAGAGGGAGAGUGCGCGCAAAAUAUUGCGUGGAAUGAGGGAGACGCAGCAGCGAGCAGCAAAGGAGGCCAUCCAGCAGAGGGGGGAGGAGAUGAUAGAGGAUCGGAUAAUGGAGGAGCUUGCAACUGCUUUACAGGCAGUGCAUCUCCCCGUCGAGAAUGAUCAACAGGAUCAGUGUCAGGGUUUGGAAGACGGGCAGGGGAGACUGAAUGUUGUAGGCGAAUUGGAGGAAGAGAUGCAGGGGUCGGAACUGGAGACUAGGGUGGUGUAUCAGAGACGGAAGGCACGAAUAAAGAAGAGGUAUGAUCUGGGGCGGGAGGAGCGUCCUCGGGAGGAGGAAGAUCUGGAGAGGGAGGAAGAGAGUAAGCUGGAGCGCGAAAAGGAGGAGAAGCGGCAGGAGGAAGAGCGGCAGAGGGAGGAUGAGAGGAAGGCGUUGCGCAAAAAGCUGGAGAAGCGGCAGAGGGAGGAGGAAGAGCGGAAGGAGGAGGAGAAGGUGGAGCGCGAAAAGGAGGAGAAGCGGCAGCGCGAAGAGGAAGAGCAGAAGAGGGAGGAGGAAAAAAAGGUGGAGCUCGAAAAAGAGGUAAAGCGGCAGAGGGAGGAGGAAGCGCGGAAGAGGGAGGAGGAACAGGUUGAGCGCGAAAAAGAGGAGAAGCGGCAGAGGGAGGAGGAAGAGCGGCAGAGGGAGGAUGAGAGAAAGGUGGAGCGCGAAAAGGAGAAGAAGCGGCAGAGCGAGGAGGAAGUGCGGAAGAGGGAGGAGGAACAGGGUGAGCUCGAAAAAGAGGAGAAGUGGCAGAGGGAGGAGGAAGCGCGCAAGAGGGAGGAUGAGAGAAAGGCGGAGCUUGAAAAGGAGGAGAAGCGGCAGAGGGAGGAGGAAGCGUGGAAGAGGGGGGAGGAACAGGUUGAGCGCGAAAAGAAGGAGAAGCGGCAGCGGGAGGAGAAGCGGCAGAGGGAGGAGGAAGCGCGGAAGAGGGAGGAUGAGAGAAAGGCGGAGCUUGAAAAGGAGGAGAAGCGGCAGAGGGAGGAGGAAGCGUGGAAGAGGGAGGAGGAACAAGUUGAGCGUGAAAAGGAGGAGAAGCGGCAGCGGGAGGAAAAGCGGCAGAGGGAGGAGGAAGCGCGGAAGAGGGAGGAUGAGAGAAAGGCGGAGCUUGAAAAGGAGGAGAAGCGGCAGAGGGAGGAGGAAGAGCGGAAGAGGGAGGAGGAACAGGGUGAGCUCGAAAAUGAGGAGAAGCAGCAGGGGGAGGAGGAAGCGCGGAAGAGGGAGGAUGAAAGAAAGGCGGAGCGCGAAAAGGAUGAGAAGCGGCAGAGGGAGGAGGAUGAGCGGAAGGAGGAAAAGAAGGUGGAGCACGAAAAAGAGAAGCGGCAGCGCGAGGAGGAAGAGCAAAAGAGGGAGGAGGAAAAGAAGGGGGAGCGCGAAAAGGAGGAGAAGCGGCAGAGGGACGAGGAAGCACGGAAGAGGGAGGAUGGGAGAAAGGCGGAGCUUGAAAAGGAUGAGAAGCGACAGAGGGAGGAGAAAGCGCGGAGGAAGGAGGAGGAACAGGUUGAGCGCGAAAUAGAGGGAAGGAGGAGAAGCGGCAGAGGGAGGAUGAAGAGCGUUGCGCGAAAAGGAGGAGAAGCGGCAAAGGGAGGGGGAAGAGCGGAAGGAGGAGGAGAAGGUGGAGACGAAAAGGAGGAGAAGCGGCAGCGCGAGGAGGAAGAGCAGAUGAGGGAGGAGGAAAAGGAGGAGUGCGAAAAGGAUAAGAAGCGGCAGAGGGAGGAGAGAGCGCGGAAGAAGGAGGAUGAGAGAAGGGCGGAGCUCGGAAAGGUGGAGAAGCGGCAGAGGGAGGAGGAAGCGCGGAAGAGGGAGGAGGAACAGGUUGAGCGCGAAAUGGAGGAGAAGCGGCAGCGGGAGGAGGAAGCGCAGAAGAGGGAGAAGGAAAAGAAGGUGGAGCGCGAAAAGGAGAAGCGGCAGAGGGAGGAGAAUGCGCGGAGGAGGGAGGAGGAACGGGUUGAGCACGAAAAAGAGGAGAAGCGGCAGAGGGAGGAGGAAGAGCGAAAAAGUGGGGAGGAAAAAAAGGCAGAGCGCGAAAAAGGGGACAUGCGGCAGCGGGAGGAGGAAAAGCUGAAGCGGGAGGAGGAGAGGAAGGAAGAGCACGAAAAAAAUGAGAAGCGGCAUAGGGAGGUGGAACGGGAGCGGAAUAGGCUUGAUGUCGAGGAUCGACAGGCGCGCGAAAAGGAAGCAAGGGAAAAUGGGGAGCGGGAGCGUAAGAGGCUGGAGGCCAGAGAGCGGAAAGCGCGAGAUGAGCCACGGGAAGGGGAGCGAGAGCAACAGAGGGUGGAGGCUGAGGAAGCGCACCGAAGGGAGAAUCAGCUGAGGCAUGCGUGUGGACGGGUGGAAGAGGAGCAGGAGAGUGCGGCUAGUGCGCUCCCUAUUCAGAGGAGUUGUCCACGUGCGGCAGAGAAUCCUGCUACGGGGCAGGGCGAGGAACUGGAGGAGGGUGAAUGGGUGGCCUUGGAGAGGGAACUGCAGGAACAGGAGAAAGCUUGGCCCCAGGUUUUUGAGGAGACGGCGGAUGGAUUCGAGGAGGCCGGAGACCGCAUCGCAGCUAGCGGCGGGAUGCAACCCACACGAGAGUUAAUGCGGCGUCUGACAAUGGUGGCGAGGUCAGUGGCCAAGAUUUCGUCGGAACAAGGUGUUCGCUUCAGCGACUGCAUGGCCGAGAUUCGCCAGUUUGGUGCGCGGAUGCAGGGAUGGGAAACGCGGUACUUGCAGGACUACGAUGAUUUGACACACGAGUACCACAUGCUAAAGGAUUCUGUUGUGCGAGAGCGCGAGCAGCUUUGCGAAAUUCGUUCUGCUCUUUCGACGUCUACGGCCGAGGCACAAGCGGCAGCAGCUGAUGCAGGUCGAGCAGCUGCAACGGCGGUUGUAGAAGCAUUGCAGGAAAAGCUCGAGGGGUUUUCCGAGGCGUUUCUGGAAAGGCUGAAGGGUGUAGUGUCACAGGCGGUAUUGCAAGCGUCAAAAGGGGGAAAGCUUGAGUCCACGAUCACGGCCAUCUCCAUCGAAUACCUCGAAAAGGCUAUUGAAAAUAGCAUAUACACAGUGUGGGAGGAUCUCAAAGUUGCGGAAGACCAAAACUCUCGGAGUUUCAAAGCUAUUCAGAAAGCUCUUGCAGGAUUGGCAGCAAAGCUCCGUGGGCGGACUGGACCCAUCAACGUCGGAAAUCCACACGGCGCCAGAGCAGAUGCCACAAAGCUCAAAGGGCGGACUGGAGCCAUCCACGUCGGAAAUCCUCUCGCAGCCAGACCAGACGCCACCAAGCUCAAAGGGCGUACUGGACCCAUCAACGUCGGAAAUCCUCUCGCCACCAGACCAGAUGCCACAAAGCUCAAAGAGCGGACUGGACCUAUCAACGUCGGAAAUCCUCUCGCAGACAGACCAGAUGCCACAAAGCUUAAAGAGCGGACUGGAGCCAUCAAGGUCGGAAAUCCUCUCGCCGCCAAACUAGAUGCCACAAAGCUCAAAGAGCGGACUGGAGCCAUCAACGUCGGAAAUCAUCUCGCCGCCAGACCACCCGGAACAAAUCUCAAAGGGCGGACUGGACCCAUCUACGUCGGAAAUCCUGACGCCGCCAGAUCAGAGGCCACGCCAAACUCCACGCGACCGCAGGCUGAAGCAGACUCACCGGACAUCCCUAUCGCCGCUGCACAAAAAGUAGUGGAAAGGUUUGUCGCGACUCUCGAGGGCGAAGCAGGUGAGGCGUGUGAGGUGGGCGCUGGUGUGGCAGAUGUUGACUUGUCUUGGCCGGUGAGAAGAGACUGGAGAGAGACGUUUGCGGCGAAGGAGUUGCAGAAAGAGAAGGAGAAGGAGAGCCAGGAGAAGUUGGCGGCCGAAACGCGCAAGCGGACUGCAUGUCAGAGGGAGCAAGCAUGGAUGCGGGGAAAUACAAUGGUGGAGGCACAUCGUGUGUGGGACCAGCGCGAAUCGGGUAAGAAGCAGCAGAGGGGUGAGGAUGAGGGUAGAAUGCUAGAGGAGAGGCGGGUGCAGCGCGAAAAAGAGGUGAAGCAGCGGAGGGAGGAGGAACAGCGAAAGAGGGAGGAGAAAAAGGUGGAGCGCGAAAAAGAGGAGAAGCGACAGAGGGAGGAGGAAAAGAGGAAGAGGGACGAGGAACGAGAGGUCGAGCGCGAAAAGGAAGAGAAGCGCCAGAGGGAAGGGGAAGAGCGGAAGAGGGAGGAGGAAAGGGUGCAGCGCGAAAAAGAAGAGACGAGGCAGAGGGAAGAGGAUGAGCAGAAGCGAGAGGAGGAAAGGCGGGUCGAGCGCGAAAGCGAGGAGAAGCGAAAGAGGGAGGAGCACGCGAAGGCGGUGAAGAGGCGGGCACAAUUGGAGGCAGAGUUGGAGGCAAAGCAUGAGCGGAUAGCAAAGCUUGCUGAAGCGAAGCGGUUGGAGGCCGACAAGCAAAAAAAGGACCUCGAAAUAGAGCGUCAGAAAGCGCAAAAGGAGAUGGAGCGUAUUGCACGGUUGAAGGAAGCCGCAAAGAAGGAAGAGGAGAUGCAACAAAAGGAGUUAGAGGCAGAAACGGAGAAAAUGGAAAAGGAAAGGCGAAGAAUUGCGGGGGAGAGUGUGGAUGCGGCAGCAGAGCAAGGGCAGGCAGAAGAGGCGGAAGGUGUAGUGUGCGCCGGGAUUCUAAAUGUGCUUAGCAUGGUUCCGGAAGCACAACUGCAAGUAGUGGACCUGGUGGAGGAGCAAGAUGAUUGGGUACAUCUGACAGGCCCUGCUGAUUCAGAGACUCAACCGCCUUCGAAAAGGCCUCGCAUAGAGCACAUGGGAACGAACAUGGACGCAGAUGAGGGGUCUUACGGAGCUGCGCAGUCAGAGGAUGCAGUCGGUGAAAAUGUGUCGGGAAAUCAGAAUGUGCAACCCACAUUGGGAGAGGCGACAAACGAGGUGGUACAGAGAAGGAUUGACGUGCUACCAGACGAGCUAGGGAAGCGAUGGGGGGAAACAAAGCAUUUCAGAUCGAGUGGUCUUACUACACGCGAAAAAACCAACAAGGACAGGGUGGUGUCCGUGCGGUACAACUCGGAGCAAACCGUCGGGGGUGUGAAGAGGAACAUGGGGAGCUUCAAGGAGAAGAAACUGCGCAACUUCACGGUGGCCGUCUGUUGGAUGGCCUAUUUCCCCGACACGGACACGGUCCAUUACGGCAUGGAUCCUGUCGAGGUUGGAGAGUGGGCGGUCCAUCUCGAAUUCGCUCGUGAACUCCCGACAGGUGUCUGGAGUGUUAUGAACGAAUUGAACCUGGACAAAUACGAAAACUUCGACAACGUGAUGAAAAAAGCUUACGCAUGGGUGAAAGAAGGCGCACAUUUCCAGGUGGCUGUCUGUACGGGGAUUGGACAGGCGCUGGUGCACGGAGGGGUUGGGCUGGUGUCGGCCCCAUUCAGUGUCAGUUCCGCGGUCUAUGCAGCGGGAGUGGCUGCAACCCUCUAUACCCUGUGGUGUGCCUCGAUCGGGAUUCCCCACCAAGACUGGGCGGAGGGUGCGGAUGAGGCGGCUCGUGGCACGCUUAAUGAGGGAAGCCUUGCGUUUUGA